UUUUCGAUUCAUUUCCACUUCAUUUGGGAAAAUAUAAAAUAUAUAAAAUUCAUUUUCCAAAGUCAACCACAUUUUCCCCUCGAAAUUACCGUUUUUCCAGCCAUGAAUCGAGAGCAGAGUCUGACCGCCGCCUUUGGGCAGUCUGGCCAGGCGGCCGAGAAGCCAUCAUUGGAUGACCAGAAUGAUCAGCUGGAACGGCCGCAGGAGCAGAAUCAGGAUCAUGAGGAGCUCCUGGAGGAGGGCGAGCAAUCCUGGCCGGAUGUAGUACAACUGCAUCAGCCGCCGGAGCACAGUCAGCUGCUCCUCGCGGAACGCACUAGCUGCAUUGCCGUCAGGACAUACCUGCGCCUGUGCCGCCUGCCCUUUGCCGAGAAGACCAGCGUCCAUGCCGAGUUCAUGACCCAGGGCGGCCGCCUCACCGGCCUGCCCAUGCUCCGACUGGGACAGUUUGACAUUUUGGCCGAAUUCGAGCCAAUUGUGAACCAUGUGGUGACCACCAAGCCCUCGAAGGCUCUGGGCCGUUGGCUGUCGGAGGAGCAGCGCGAGGAUAUGCGCGCCAUGGUCAACUACGUGGAGACCGUCUUCACGCUGGCCGAGACCCAUCUCAGCUACGUCGAUCCCGUCAACUAUCGGCUGUACACGGCCCGGCGGAGCGGCGGCGGUCAUCCCUGGCUGCUGAGCCUGAUCCGACGAUUCUAUAAGCAGCGCCAGGCCAUGCGGCUGCUCCGCGUCUACCAGUGGCAUCAUCUCAGCGCCGACGAGGUGCUCGACGAGGUCAGCGAGUGCUGCGAAGCACUGCUGGAGCAGUUGGAGGAGCAGGGACAUGGCUGGGAGGGUUACCUGUAUGGACCGCAGCCCUGCGAGCUGGACGCAUUGGUCUUUGGCCAUGUGGUGGGUAUAAUCAACACGCCGCUGCCCAACCGGGAGCUAACCGAGCUGCUGUACACCUAUCCGCGACUUGUGGCCUUUUGCCGGCGCAUCGACGCCAGCCUGUAUGGGGGGAAGCUGCUAAACGAGAGGGAGGACUCUGGAUCUGACACCGAGGAAGAGUGUUUCCAGGAGGAGGAGCAGAGGCAGGAGGACAAGGAACAGAAAAAGGAGCACGACUAGGUUUCCAGGAGGAGCAGGAGGAGGAGCAGAGGCAGGAGGAGGAGCAGGAAGAGCAGAGGCAGGAGGUUAAGGAACAGGAGCAGGAGAAGGAGCAGUAGAAGGAGCAGCAGCUGGAGAAGGAGCACGACCAGGAGACAGCACAAAAUUAAAGGAGACGGAGGAACAAAGGA
This is a messenger RNA of Drosophila kikkawai, 1280 nucleotides long. Its product is annotated as metaxin-2. Gene Ontology annotation, biological process: mitochondrion organization. Gene Ontology annotation, cellular component: SAM complex; cytoplasm. The record is from RefSeq and is a predicted model, not a curated record. NCBI's taxonomy places the organism in Eukaryota, Metazoa, Arthropoda, Insecta, Diptera, Drosophilidae.